AUGUUUCAUCUUGUGAAGUUGUUCUCUGUGCCAGUGAGGUUCUAUCAGCAAGCAGUCAUUUGCAGAUUAUGCAGCUCUUCUGAGACUAAAGAAGGGAAAAGAUGGUCAGACAUUCGCAAGAAACAAAAGUCACAUUAUCCUGAUGGCUGGAAGCCCAAGAAGAAGCUCACACGCUACCAAAUGGACUACCUCCGUACUCUAAAGCAAAACUAUCCUGAGGGGUGGAGUGUCAGCAAGCUAGCCGGUCAGUUUGGGAUCAGUCCAUCAGCAGUCGUUCGUAUCCUCAAAAGCAAGUGGGAGCCAUCACCAGAGGUGCAGAAGAAGCAGGACAGUAGAGCUUUGGAACUGAGGGAGCAGAGGAGACAGGAGGCAACGGGGAGGACCAGUGUGAAGGAGCUAGCGCAGAACACAGAAGAAAUGCAUACUGAGGCAGACGCUGGAACAACUAGCUAUAGCACUGGAAUAGAUAGAUCGAUGGAAGGCUAUGUUUAG
Messenger RNA from Halichondria panicea, 492 nucleotides. RefSeq lists its product as uncharacterized. The coding region runs from base 1 to 492 and encodes 163 amino acids. NCBI's taxonomy places the organism in Eukaryota, Metazoa, Porifera, Demospongiae, Suberitida, Halichondriidae. Gene Ontology annotation, cellular component: nucleus. The record is from RefSeq and is a predicted model, not a curated record. The transcript has 2 exons.